Messenger RNA from Adelges cooleyi (spruce gall adelgid), 3790 nucleotides. RefSeq lists its product as uncharacterized. The transcript is spliced from 8 exons. Bases 358 to 1716 code for a protein of 452 amino acids. The record is from RefSeq and is a predicted model, not a curated record. Lineage: Eukaryota; Metazoa; Arthropoda; Insecta; Hemiptera; Adelgidae.
AACCACAAACACCGUCGUCGCCGCCGCCGCCGCUGACUCGUCCGUCGCGAAUUUGCUUCCACAUAAGGCACGGUGCUUACAUUGUACUUACCCGAGUCUUGUGCACAGGUCUUGUGCUUAAACACACGCCGCUACUGGAUUUGAUUUGCAUAAUACAGCCGUGCCAUGAAUUCGCGUCCGUCCGACCCAUCGCGGUGAUCGUUUGCCGGCCGGUCGAGUUCGUUAAAGUCUUUUGAAAACCGUCGGUGAUAUUUUUUUUGCAUUUUUAAAUCGGUUUCCAACCGCAAACGGACGGUUCUUUCCAUCGACAAUUUGUGAACGAUCGUAUUGUUGUUUGUUUUCCUUAUCCGCCCGAAAAUGGAUGGUAACUUGUUCCGAGCCGCCGUAUUUCUGAUCGCCGUCUUCAAGACACACGAGGUGGCCGCUCAAGAUUACGAUGUUUCGGAAAUACAGUGUUCGUUUUCGUCGGACUCGCUGAGGGUGGGCAAGGCGUUGAUGGGCGUCAAGGACGUGAUAUCGGCCAAGCUGAAGAAACCCGAAGGGUUCAAGGGACAUCCGCUGUUCGCCGACGACCGGACCGUCGAUCCGCUGAUCGAUCCGGUGUGUCAGAUAAGGCCUGAUCUGUCGGACGUGACCCUGUUGACGUACAGCUUGCUGGUCUCUGACUUUACUCGGUGCGGAGUACUCAGGAGAAACGGUUUCGUGCACGUCCGGGUAUGGUUCCCGCAGUUCCCCGGCGUGGUGAUGAUGUCCGAUCAGGAAUUAAUCAUAAUGUGCAAACCGCCGGAACCGACCGUGAUCGAGAACAAGGCCGCCGGGUUCGCCGGAAGUUUUCCUCAUGGCGCUCGAGUAUCUGGCGUCGUUGAAGAGACCCCGGGACGUCUGGAGUACGAGGUGGCCCUUUACAAAGAAGCGCCGGCCCGGCUGACCAACCUCAGUCAUAACAGUGAGUUGCCCGUUGACCAGGCCGUCCCCAUCGGCACCAAACUCCAGCUUCGGGCCCGGAUCAAUCCGCACUCGGCUUGGAAAUUCGUCAAGUUGAUGGAAGUGUCCGUGUCGCCGGAUCCGGAUAACGCGCAUGUGUCCGGUAGCGUGGCUCUGGUCAAAGACGGAUGCCGGAAUCGAGAUUUCGCUACUAUCAUACCGCACCAGCCAGCUAAGUACCGGGAAAGACACAACGAAGUGUUUUUGGAUUUCGAAGCAUUCCUGUUGAGUACAAUGAAGGAACGGUCGACACUGUGGAUCCAUUCGCAGAUCAAAGCGUGCAUGGACGCUGCAGACUGUCAGCCCGAAUAUUGCCUGGACCUGUUCGAGCCGUCCGGACACGGUCGCCGGCGCCGGAGACAUACGACCAUGACGACCGCGGCCGCCACCGGAAAUGGCACGGCUUCGGUUCCGGACGACGCUUCCGGCAACGGAACGACGCAUUUUGCCAAGUUCAAGGAGAACAUCGAGUACACGGUGAUAAUGCCGGAAGACAUUUACCACGGCGCGGCCACCGCGGUCGACGGCGGCUGCGGCACGUUCCUGGCCAUAUCCGGCGUGCUCGGGUGUCUGCUGUUCGUGGCCGCCAUGACCCUGUGCUACCUGACGUCCAGGCUCCAGGCGGCCAUCGGAUCCAAGUACAGGUCGCACCAGGACCCGUUCGCCGGCGCCAACCGGCUGGCGCAGUCCAAGUUCCCUUUGUCCUACUCGGGUCGGGCCACGCUGCAUUGACACUAACGAUAUCGUCAGCGAUAGCUAAUAAUAAUAAUAAUCAUAUUUAAUGUAGCUGGAGAAUAUUAUUGUUGUUCAACGAAGCUCUUGUAAAUAGUUUUUUUUCCCUAUAUCAUUAUAUUAUGUAUCCGACGGUAUUUAGACGCUCGAAUCACGAUUCAAUGACCAUGACAAUGAUGAUUACUAAUCGUUUACGCCCAAAAAAUCAUUGCAUAAGAGUGAGCGUUUAUUUUAAGAAUUUUCGGCCGGCUCCUUUGUUUAGAGAAACACUGUUGGGAAAUAAGUAAAUACAUUCGACACAUUAUGAGAUCUGUAUAAUCAGUCACCAAAAAAGAAAAAAGUGAGGUUAUACUAAGAGAAUAUUCGCCUUAGAGAACUAAAAAUUAAAUACAAUAUUUAUCUUGAUUUCAAUUGUAAACACUAAAAACACGUUGAUAGUAUCAAAACAAUAAUUAUUAUCGUUCAACAAAAUGACAGAUAACUCAUACUUGUAACGCAAAUCUGAUCGACAAAGAUAAAGAAUAUUAUUGCCAUUCAAGUUUACAAGUUUUUCUUAUAAUAAUACAAAAUUAGAAUAGCUUUUGGAACUUUUUGCAAUUGAUUAAAUAUAUACAUUACCAAAGUAGCUAUUUGUAUUAUUUCGUUUGGUCAUUUCUAUGGAUUGUCUACUAUCUGAUUAAUUCUUUCUUAAUUUUAUAGUCAUUUUAAAUGACUCAUUUGAUUAUUCAUUGAGCCAUUUUAAAAAUACCCGAAGACAUAUCCUAAAAGAUAAGUUUGAAAAUGAGGUCGUAUAAAUUGAUUCUUUUUUAGUUUUGAUGCAAAUGUUUUUUUUUUACAGUGUUUCUUAAAUAAGGAAAAUAACUGAAAAAAUCUAAUUUUUUGAAAUAAAUUCUCAGACUUAUGCAUAAUUAACAUCAUAUAUGAUAAAAAUAUAUUUUGAACAAUUAUGCUUUUAGAAGUUACUGUCCACUGUUAACUGUCGUUUGGUCCAAUCAAAUUAUUAACAAUACAGGGUGGUCCAUUAAACGUAAGGCGUUUAAUUUCUCUGAAAAUAUUUACGUUUUUUUUGUAUAUCACUUUGGAGUUAUUUUAGAUUAUGUUAUUUUACAAUGUUAAACAGUAUUCAAAUAUUUAUCUUUUUUUUAGUAAAUUCCAGUGUUCUAUCAACAUUUGAUACUCAAACAAUAAUGUAUAUAUUUAAAUAACUUUUUAAAUUAAUUAUAAUUAACUCUGUUAUUUUCAACUGGGCGAUAACAAGCUUUGAAUAAUUAUUUUUCAAGUUAUUAAAGGUUAAAGUUUUGGAAUGGAGGUGGAGUGCGGUAGAGCGUAGUAUUAUUUUUAUUCUCGCAUUACUCAACCACACUCUGCUACCUGUACUUAGUUUCUUAACUUUAACAACUAUAAAAGUUAAUACUCAAAUUUGGCUAUCAACCUGUCAAAUGAUUAUAUAUUAUUAAGUUAAGUUAUCAUGUUUCAUAAGUUGAUAGGAUUUCGAAAAAUACAAUAAAAGAUAAAUAUUUAGUAUUUUUGUAAUACUGUAAAUUAACAUAAACACUUUUUCAAAAAAAAAAAAAAUUGAAAAUUGCAAUUAUUUAGGAGAUAUCAUGUUGCCUAUGUUAAGUGGAUCACUCUGUCAAUUAUGUAUGGUUUAAAAUAGUUUAAAAAUAUUAAAAAUUGUAUAAUAUAUUAUACAACAAGAAUAUAAUAUAUUGAAUCGUGAAUUAAACGAUUCUAGUACACGUCGUAACUGUUUAAAUACUAUAUUAAAUUAUACUAUUUAAACUGUAUAAAUGAGGGAAAUAUUAUAAUAUAAUUAUUUGCCUAUAAGUUCAAAGAGCCACCGCGAGUGCUCCAGAGAGGCACAGUCAUGAAUCUUCUCGACGCUUAGACAUUACAUACAUUUUAUUAUUACCUAUGUUUAAAUAUUUUACUGUAACGAUUAAAUUAUUAUUUUUUAUUUAGAUUACAAAACAAGUAUAGAAUUAUUUUUAAGGUGUUCAAUCUAAUAUUUAUUUUGUUUACAUUCUAAUUAUAGUAAAAGUACAACACUUGUAACGUCGUCUCUCUAGCGCCC